AUGGGAUUGGACGCCGUAGACGACAAGGAAAUGACCAAGUCGAGCCAGCGCAGGCCCAGCACAGGCCAGCGAAUGUGGGCGCAGGUGGGCGCAAGCAGGCGAACGGGGCAAAGUGCAGCCGUGCCGUGGCCUCACCACAUCCUAUUGGUCGGCAUCCACAAUGCCAAGUCGUACAUCAAAUCGACAGGCUUCGUACCAACAACACCUCCUGUUGCCUCUCCGCAAGGCUUGCCGUCCUCGCCGUCUUCAAACCUCGCCUCUAUCGCCGUCAAUGUCGAUCAUUUCGCCUCAUGGGAUUUUAUGCUUUUCGAUUUUAAUGUGCAUCUGACUAUCAACUAUUUUCUAGCAGAUUCCCAUCCCGCGGCCUAA
This is a messenger RNA of Fonsecaea nubica, 369 nucleotides long. RefSeq lists its product as hypothetical. The coding region runs from base 1 to 369 and encodes 122 amino acids. NCBI's taxonomy places the organism in Eukaryota, Fungi, Ascomycota, Eurotiomycetes, Chaetothyriales, Herpotrichiellaceae. The record is from RefSeq and is a predicted model, not a curated record. The transcript has a single exon.